This is a messenger RNA of Osmerus eperlanus (European smelt), 5548 nucleotides long. RefSeq lists its product as uncharacterized. NCBI's taxonomy places the organism in Eukaryota, Metazoa, Chordata, Actinopteri, Osmeriformes, Osmeridae. The record is from RefSeq and is a predicted model, not a curated record. Gene Ontology annotation, molecular function: GTP binding.
AAGGUGAUGAAGCAGAGAGAUAUCCACAGAACAUUCAUCAGUGACUCCCGCCAUCUCUCAGAGCUGAGGAUUGUGCUGCUGGGGGGAAGACGUGCAGAGAAGAGUUCAUCAGGAAACACCAUCCUGGGCAGAGAGGAGUUUGACCUGAGGACAGCUGCUCAGUGUGUGAAGAGACAGGGAGAAGUAGCAGGGAGGCAGGUCACUGUGGUUGACACUCCAGGAUGGCGGUGGAAUCUCCCUGUAGAGAGGACUACUGAGCUGGUUAAACAAGAGAUAGUACACAGUGUGUCUCUGUGUCCUCCAGGACCACAUACUCUCCUCCUGGUUAUAGACUUGAGUGACUCAUUCAGAGAGGACGAGAGAAGAUCAGUAGAGGGACACCUGCAGCUUCUCAGUAAGAGAGUCUGGAGUCACACUAUAGUGCUGUUCACUCGUGGGGACCGUCUGGGAGACACAACCAUUGAGCAGCACAUUGAGACAGAAGGGAAAGCCCUCCAGUGGCUUGUUGAGAAAUGUGGGAACAGGUAUCAUGUCCUCAACAAUGAGAACAGGGAUGAUGACACUCAGGUCACUGAGCUGUUGGACAAGGUGGAGGAGAUGGUGGCAGGAAACAGAGGAGGUCACUAUGAGAUGGACAGAGAGAUCCUGGAGAAGAUGGAGGAGAGGAGGAGGGCAGAGGAAGAGGGAGCACAACAGAGGCGGAUGAAGGUGCAGGAACAGAGAGAGACUCUCAGAUCACUAAUGAGUGACUCCCUCCAUCUCUCAGAGCUGAGGAUUGUGCUUCUGGGGGGGAGAAGUGCAGGGAAGAGUUCAUCAGGAAACACCAUCCUGGGCAGAGAGGAGUUUGAUCUGAGGACAACUGCUCAGUGUGUGAAGAGACAGGGAGAAAUAGCAGGGAGGCAGGUGAUUGUGGUCGACACUCCAGGAUGGUGGCGCAAACUCCCUAUAGAAUGGACUACAGAGCUGGUUAAACAGAAGAUAGUACACAGUAUGUUUCUGUGUCCUCCAGGACCACAUACUCUCCUCCUGGUUAUAGACUUGAGUGACUCAUUCAGAGAGGACCACAGAAGAUCAGUAGAGGGACUACUGCAGCUUCUCAGUGAGAGAGUCUGGAGUCACACUAUAGUGCUGUUCACUCGUGGGGACUGUUUGGGAGACACAACCAUUGAGCAGCACAUUGAGACAGAAGGGAAGGUCCUCCAGUGGCUUGUUGAGAAAUGUGGGAACAGGUAUCAUGUCCUCAACAAUGAGAACAGGGGUGAUGACAGUCGGGUCACUGAGCUGUUGGACAAGGUGGAGGAGAUGGUGGCAGGAAACCGAGGAGGUCAUUUUAAGAUGGACAGACAGAUCCUGGGGAAGAUGGAAAUAUGGAGAAGAACAAAAGAAAUGCGGGCGAAACAGAGGGAGGCUAAGGUGAUGAAGCACAGAGAGACCCUCAGAACAUUCAUCAGUGACUCCCGCCAUCUCUCAGAGCUGAGGAUUGUGCUGCUGGGGGGAAGACGUGCAGAGAAGAGUUCAUCAGGAAACACCAUCCUGGGCAGAGAGGAGUUUGACCUGAGGACAGCUGCUCAGUGUGUGAAGAGACAGGGAGAAGUAGCAGGGAGGCAGGUCACUGUGGUUGACACUCCAGGAUGGCGGUGGAAUCUCCCUGUAGAGAGGACUACUGAGCUGGUUAAACAAGAGAUAGUACACAGUGUGCCUCUGUGUCCUCCAGGACCACAUACUCUCCUCCUGGUUAUAGACUUGAGUGACUCAUUCAGAGAGGACGAGAGAAGAUCAGUAGAGGGACACCUGCAGCUUCUCAGUAAGAGAGUCUGGAGUCACACUAUAGUGCUGUUCACUCGUGGGGACCGUCUGGGAGACACAACCAUUGAGCAGCACAUUGAGACAGAAGGGAAAGCCCUCCAGUGGCUUGUUGAGAAAUGUGGGAACAGGUAUCAUGUCCUCAACAAUGAGAACAGGGAUGAUGACACUCAGGUCACUGAGCUGUUGGACAAGGUGGAGGAGAUGGUGGCAGGAAACAGAGGAGGUCACUAUGAGAUGGACAGAGAGAUCCUGGAGAAGAUGGAGGAGAGGAGGAGGGCAGAGGAAGAGGGAGCACAACAGAGGCGGAUGAAGGUGCAGGAACAGAGAGAGACUCUCAGAUCACUAAUGAGUGACUCCCUCCAUCUCUCAGAGCUGAGGAUUGUGCUUCUGGGGGGGAGAAGUGCAGGGAAGAGUUCAUCAGGAAACACCAUCCUGGGCAGAGAGGAGUAUGAUCUGAGGACAACUGCUCAGUGUGUGAAGAGACAGGGAGAAAUAGCAGGGAGGCAGGUGAUUGUGGUCGACACUCCAGGAUGGUGGCGCAAACUCCCUAUAGAAUGGACUACAGAGCUGGUUAAACAGAAGAUAGUACACAGUAUGUUUCUGUGUCCUCCAGGACCACAUACUCUCCUCCUGGUUAUAGACUUGAGUGACUCAUUCAGAGAGGACGAGAGAAGAUCAGUAGAGGGACACCUGCAGCUUCUCAGUGAGAGAGUCUGGAGUCACACUAUAGUGCUGUUCACUCGUGGGGACUGUUUGGGAGACACAACCAUUGAGCAGCACAUUGAGACAGAAGGGAAGGUCCUCCAGUGGCUUGUUGAGAAAUGUGGGAACAGGUAUCAUGUCCUCAACAAUGAGAACAGGGGUGAUGACAGUCGGGUCACUGAGCUGUUGGACAAGGUGGAGGAGAUGGUGGCAGGAAACCGAGGAGGUCAUUUUGAGAUGGACAGACAGAUCCUGGGGAAGAUGGAAAUAUGGAGAAGAACAAAAGAAAUGCGGGCGAAACAGAGGGAGGCUAAGGUGAUGAAGCACAGAGAGACCCUCAGAACAUUCAUCAGUGUGACUCCCUCCAUCUCUGAGCUGAGGAUUGUGCUGCUGGGGUGGAGAGGUUCAGGGAAGAGAUCAUCAGGAAACAUCAUCCUGGGCAGAGAGGAGUUUGAUCUGAGGACAACUGCUCAGUGUGUGAAGAGACAGGGAGAAGUAGCAGGGAGGCAGGUCACUGUGGUCGACACUCCAGGAUGGUGGAGGACUCUCCCUGUAGAGGAGACUACUGAGCUGGUUAAACAGGAGAUAGUACGCAGCGUGUGUCUGUGUCCUCCAGGACCCCACACUCUCCUCUUGGUUAUGGACUUGAAUUUCUCAUUCAAAGAGGAACACACAGACUCUGUAGAGGGACACCUGCAGCAGAGAGUCUGGAAUCACACUAUAGUGCUGUUCACUCGUGGGGACUGUCUGGGAGACACAACCAUUGAGCAGCACAUUGAGACAGAAGGGAAGGUCCUCCAGUGGCUUGUUGAGAAAUGUGGGAACAGGUAUCAUGUCUUCAACAAUGAUAACAGCGGUGAUGACACUCAGGUCACUGAGCUGUUGGACAAGGUGGAGGAGAUGGUUGCAGCAAACAGUGGAGAUGUGUUUCACCCUGAGAUGGAUGUCAGUAAAGAAAUGAACUGGAGUUCUGAAGAGUAUCAGAUAUCACCAUUGCCUGUGACAAAAGUCAGGAGCAUAGAUGUUUACCCUCCAAGCAUGAGUGGAGACAGCAGAGCUGAGACAGACUGUGAUUCUGGUUGGAUAUCUGAGGCUGGAUCACUGCAGAGACCUGAGAGGAGUACAUUUAAAAUCCUGUUGAGGAAUGCUAAACAUAGGGACACCCCUAUGUCCAGACCUCCUGACCACAGCUCAGGGAUUAAACCCCAGAGAUCUCCACACACCAGAUUAAACCCUGAACCUGCACACUGCAGGGAACCACAAGGAAACUACCAGAUCCUGACUUCUGUGAUUCCUGUAUUCACCUCACAACCUUCAGAGACUUCAUACAGGCUCCAGUGCCCCCAUGCAGGUGUGUUCCAGUGCAAGUUGACAGGUCUGGCCUUUCAGAUGGAGGGAGAGGGUGAGGUGCUAUACAGAACUGUCCAAUGGGACGAAGGUCUGCUGCACUCCACAGGCCAGACCCCUGCAGGACCCCUGUUCAACAUCAGCUGUCCUCAGGGUUCUGUCUGUCAGCUACACCUCCCACACUGUGAGAUUCUCUCUGGAGAGGGUCUUGACUCCUUGUCUGUGGCUCAUGUCAGUGGUGAUAAUGUGGAGCUUUUGCCUCCCCUGAGGGUGACUGACACACAUGUGGUGGUGAACAUCACAGACCUGUCCCUAUGGGGCCUGGUGAGACCGUUCAUACCUUUCCUCACCAUCAGGGGGCAGGUGCUGCCCUUCUACGAAUCACAAAGCUCUCUUCUGAACCUGGUUGUUUUACCACACAACGUUCCACUCCCGGAGGUGGAGAAGAUGCAGAGAUUGAGCUCCUACAUAACUGUGUGUUCAGACUGCACACUCUCUCGUGGGGAAGUCUACAGUCUCUGCUGUGAUGUGGUGGAGGAAGAUGACAUUCAACCUAAGUGUGUUCAGGUCCACUGGAACUACGGUCCAAACUACCACCCCACCUUCCAGGUGUUUCUGAGCGCUGACACAGAGAAGGUGAGGCUGAGGCUUCUGGAGAGAGGGGGAGAAGGAGAGGAGGUGUGGACAGCACAUGUUCCACUAACAGGUUCCUCAUCGACGGGUGGAAGGCAGACUGAGCAUGCUCAGAGUGACUGCAGAGGAGCAACUACGUGGUGUAAGACUGGCGUUUGUGCAUCGAGUGUCCAGGCCUGUCCUGAAUGAUCUGCUGGGUGGACUUCUGCAGGAGAGGGUGAUCAACGUUGCUGAGAGAGAGGCAGUGACGGAGGAGACACAGAGGGCAGAGAGAGCACGGGCCACCAUCGACAUGGUCCUGAGGAAAGGAGAUGAGUCAUGUUCUGUGAUGAGACGCCUCCUGUGUGAUAUGGACCCCUACUUAUAUUCAACACUGGGCUUUAAAUAAUGCUGAAUAGGAUGAAUUUAUAGCUGUAACUGAUUCUGUAACAAAAUGCUGGGAAAAUGUUUCAGUCUUGACACGGAUUAGUGGAAUGACAGCAAUGAAGGAUGGGUUUAAUGUAAAUAAAUAUAUUUUAUCCAUAUUUAUAUACAGAAUGGAUGUUCAGGCAAACAUUUUAAGAUUUUAAAAUAUUGUUUUUAAUAGGUAAUAUUAUUUUAACAUCAUUUAAAAGGAUGGAAACGACUCAGAUUAUGGAACCUAUUUCCACUAGGUGGUAGAAGCAUUGUUACUGAAUGUAAAAUUGUUUUAUAUAUUCCAUUUUAUAUAAAACUCAAAAUUGUAUUCAUCUGUAAGGUUAAGGGUCACUUUGUAAGGCGAGACAUGAGGAACUGCAGACAACACUGAAUUGCUCCUCCCAAGGCUUAUUUUCUUUUUUCUCAGAGUUUUCUUGGGGGUUUUCCUUGUCUUCCUUGAGGAUUUAGAUUGGUGCAGUUCUAAGGGCAUAUUCAAAUACAUUUGAUUUGGUCAGUGCAGACCUCUGUGACAUUGCUUGUAAAAAGAACUAUGCAAAUGAAAUUGUAUUUGAUUCGAUGACUUAACCAGCAAAGUUCACCCCAAGGCAAAGGCCACAUAGUCCUGGACCUAGUGAAGUGUGGCUCAUAUUUGAUGGGUGAAUAA